CAUCAUGGUCUUUGGGAAAUUCUUUCCCUUUCUGGCUCUCAGCAGCCUGUGGAUCCUGUGCCUGGCCAGCAGCCUCCAGGCAGCACCUUUGAGGCCAGCCUUGAAGAGCAGCUUAGACCCUACCCUCAGCGACCAGGAAAAGCGCCUCCUGGUGGCUGCACUGGUGCAGAACUACGAGCAGAUGAAGGCCAGGAAGCUGGAGCAGAAGGAGCAGGAGACUGCGGACUCUAGCGUUCACAACAAGCAGCAUGCUAAGGAUCAGAUAAGCAUAUCCGAGGAGAAGCUGAAAAUGUUGUUCUUAGCAAGUGCCCAGAAGAGAGCCUGCAACACUGCCACCUGUGUGACCCAUCGGCUUGCAGACUUGCUGAGCAGGUCCGGGGGCAUGAUGAAGAACAACUUUGUGCCCACCAAUGUGGGUUCCAAAGCCUAUGGCCGGCGCCGCAGGGACCUUCAGGACUGAGUAGCUACCGGCCCCCAGAAUGAAGGUUACGUGAAGCUGAACUCACCACGUCUAUUAAUUUUAUUAACCAGGACCUGAUGAGAAGGCCCCAUAGACAAUGCGUAUGUCUGUAUCCUGAUUGCUACCGGAGAACAUCACCCUUGUCACUCGAGCGGAAUGAA
This is a messenger RNA of Myodes glareolus (Bank vole), 621 nucleotides long. RefSeq names its product calcitonin gene-related peptide 2. Gene Ontology annotation, cellular component: extracellular region. NCBI's taxonomy places the organism in Eukaryota, Metazoa, Chordata, Mammalia, Rodentia, Cricetidae. Gene Ontology annotation, biological process: regulation of cytosolic calcium ion concentration; adenylate cyclase-activating G protein-coupled receptor signaling pathway. Gene Ontology annotation, molecular function: calcitonin receptor binding; hormone activity. The record is from RefSeq and is a predicted model, not a curated record.